Messenger RNA from Lentinula edodes (shiitake mushroom), 1546 nucleotides. RefSeq lists its product as uncharacterized. The coding region runs from base 267 to 1124 and encodes 285 amino acids. NCBI's taxonomy places the organism in Eukaryota, Fungi, Basidiomycota, Agaricomycetes, Agaricales, Omphalotaceae. The transcript has a single exon. The record is from RefSeq and is a predicted model, not a curated record.
UAUCUUCUCAGUCCCCCGACUCAAAAUCGGCCGACACACAUACAGCUAUCAUCGCAGGCUCAGCCGUUGGUGGUGCUCUCUUUGCAAUCCUUCUCGCUGUCCUAGUAUCUCUCUUCUGCUGGCGCCGGAGGAAAAACAGGAAACUUGGGUUUAUCGAGGCUCUGACGCGAAGGUCUAAAGAAGGCAAAGGCGCAGGUGGGAUAGGCUUGUUGGAUGGAGAGUUCGACGACGAUGAAGAAUACAGAGACGAAUUGGCAGGUGUUCACAUGCGGGAAAGGACGACCAGUGCACAUUCUCCACAGCCGUCCGUUGGUGCAGGUAGUAUGGCUUCGCUGUCAGGUCCAACACAAAACAGCCAACAUGCUAAUUAUCCGUACAAUCCUGCGCCAACUCUCUAUCGUGCCCGAGCUUCAGAUUCAGGUUCCAUGUUCCACGAAGAAGGCGUUUGGCCUCCGCCUAAUCAUGGAACACAAUUUGUGGAUCCGUUUGUCCCUGCCCGAGAGUUGAGCAAAGAUUCGGAAUUGGGUAGUAUCGUUGAUCAGAUAAUGGGUACAGAUAUCUCUGCUCAUGCUAGUAGCCUUCCGCCAGGUGCUGCUCCUGCUGUUGUUCCUGGUGCAGUAGGUGUACCUAAUAGUUCCAGCCAUGUCAGAGGUGCAAGUGGUUCCUCUGUAAACUCCACCACUCCAAAGCGAUCCAGUCCCCUCUCAAAAAUGCUUUCUAAACCAGAUCCGCCGCGAUCUAUCCUCACAAGAACGCAAACUGAUCCAAACGCCUCUUUCGACGCCCAUAACAAUAGCACGAUGGUGUCUUCCCCUACUUCAAUACACCCCAGAAACUGGCUGGAACGUCAACCCAAAACGCCUAGUCCACGAGAUCCUCCUUUGACCCUUCCUCCUCCGCUUAAUUUGAGUGGCACCGGUGGCUCAUCUGCUCCGCCGUCGGCGUUUGCGAAUUCUGCAUCGUCGUUGGUGAGUGCGUAUGGUGCGCCGCACAUGACUUCGCCUCCUACUAGCGCAGGAACGUCGAAGCACAACAAGCGUGUUUCGUGGGGAGAGUUACCUACACCAAGCCGACCCGGAAGCAGAACAGGAUCGAUUGCUGGAGGUAUUGGUGAAGCGAUGUAGGACCCUUUCUCUGUCUGUCUUUCCUCCUGUACAGUUAUUGCAGUUACAUCUGCAUACAUUUUCUGUCCCAAACCUUGUGCACUUUCUAUAAGCUCGGAUCAAACAAUAGUGGUACAUCAUGCUACAGGAAACUACUCAUAUAUAACUACGAUAUUUUAUUCGCGCUAUGGACUUUUUUCGAAUUUCAAGUUUGUCGGGACAGUAAUAGUCAUACUGUAAUUAUUCCCUUGUAAUCACUGUCUAGUACGUGGAUAUUUCUAUGAACUUUUGUCAAUAUCAAGUAUAGCAUACAACGACCACCAAGCUUCCAAGUUUCUUCAACCCACUACUAGAUUUUGUGGGAUCUGACCCUUAAGACUACACUAUGAAUCUUCUCUCCCCGGUUUAAAUUGCAUUACCAGGAUACCACAUACCCCUCACAA